AGGAGGCGCGGUCAGCUACCUCCAUGGCUGUGUUGGUACGGUCUCCGAGUGGCCAACUCUGGCGUCUCCUUCCUCGCAAACUCUGGCUUUGGAAACCAGCGGAGAGGACAGCGAAGGUCUUGCUGAGGCAGUUCUGUGCGCGGCAGGAAGAGGUGUGGCGGAUCUCUGGGAGCGCUGGCACCCGCCCGGGAAGCCGGCCCUUCAGCACAGGGCUGCCGCCACCCCCGGGGUCAUCAGGGCCCGAGCCUAAGGGUCACAGAGACCCCACGCGCCCCUCGAAGCCCGGGCCUGUUUCCUGGAGGUCUUUAGCAAUCACCUUUGCUAUUGGUGGAGGUUUACUGGCUGGAAUGAGGUACUUCAAGAAGGAAAAGACAGAAAAGCUGGAGAAGGAUCGGCAUCGAAGCAUUGGAAAGCCUUUACUUGGGGGACCAUUUUCCCUUACAACCCAUAUUGGAGAGCCUAAAACUGACAAGGACUACCUGGGUCAGUGGGUGUUGAUUUACUUUGGUUUCACUCAUUGCCCUGAUAUCUGUCCAGAAGAACUGGAAAAAAUGAUUCAAGUUGUGGAUGAAAUAGAUAGUAUUCCAACUCUGCCAAAUUUAACUCCACUUUUCAUCACCAUUGAUCCAGAAAGGGACACAAAAGAAGCCAUUGCAAAUUAUGUAAAAGAAUUUUCUCCCAAACUGGUUGGCUUGACUGGCACAAAAGAAAAUAUCGAUCAAGUGGCCAGAGCAUACAGAGUGUAUUACAGCCCUGGCCCCAAGGAUGAAGAUGAAGACUACAUAGUGGAUCAUACAAUAAUAAUGUACUUGAUUGGACCAGAUGGUGAGUUUUUAGAUUAUUUUGGCCAGAACAAGAAGAAUGCAGAAAUAGCUGGUUCGAUUGCUGCACAUAUGCGGGCCCACAAGAAGGCACAUAUAAAGAAGAGCUAGCCAGAGCGGUAACACUGGAUACAGUGUUCUCUUGCCAAAGAGGAAGAAAGCUUUGUCUCCCCCAAGAACUGGUGUGUGUGUGUGGGUGUGUGUGUGUGCGUGUGUGUGUGUGUGUGUGUGUGUGCAACCUAAAGAACAGCCUUCAUACCACGAGAACGUAUGUAUUUUACACAGGAUAUUACCCUAAGGUUCAGCCAAGAUUCUUAGAACUCUGAAGCUUAAAGCCAGUCUCCCAAGUAGCCACCAUGGGUCCAGAGGACCAAGUUAAAGCGAGGCCAAUGGAGAGCCUACCUCACUGUACCAUAGCAGGGAGAGGCUUGUGGUGCAAGUGCCCCUGGGAAUAGGGCCUCUAAGCAACAUCACCACCUUGUCAGUGUCUCGGACUCUUGCUUAUACAGAUUGUAGAGCUGAAUUUUACAGAAAAGAAUGUAAUUUCCAUAGUGUUGCAUUCCUCAUCUUGAGUUCUUUGUGGCCGAUAACUGUCAGGUCAGGCUCUCUGCUCUUCAAAGUUAAUCUUUAUACUUGAAAGCAAAAAUUGAGUCUUUCUUGAUAACCAGCAUCACUGUCAUGUUGCAUUUCAUUCCCCCAUCAGCAGAUGCUGAUUUGACCAGUGAGGAGGAAAGAUCUAUUGUUUGGAGAAAACCUUAGUUUGAUUCCUUGAUGGGUCUUCUUGUGAUGUUUUUUUAACUGAAUGAUCUUCUAUACCAAAUGGAAAUAAGAGGAUUGAUCAUGAAAAUGUGAUGCAGAAUAUUUUUCUGCACUUACCAGAUUUUACUAUAUAUGAAAUAAAGAUGUGUUAGAUUUGCAAUUUGGACAAGCAUGAAUUGUCUCCUGGGUAAAGAGUGGAUGUGUGGAUGGCAGCCCAUAGCACCCAGCACAGAGACCCACACUCUAACGUGGGUGGGUAGAUGAGUACUGGUUUUUUGUUUUUUUUUUUGUACCGGGGAUUGAACUCAGGUCCUUGGACUUGCAAGGCAGGCCACUGAACUGCUGAGCUAAAUCCCCGGCUAGAUGGGUACUCUUUAAAUACAGACUCCCAGGCCAGAGCUGAUACACUGAGGUGGAGAGGAUUCGGAGGCCUGCAUUCCACACUGUUAUCUGGCAACUCACACGCUGGGAAUGGCUCAACACUUAAGUGCUAAACUUUAUACCGUGGUACCUCAGUUCACAAACUUAAUUAGGUCCACAAUUCUGGGGGAAAUGGCCAUGUCCGUGUUCAUGCUAUUAGAUGACCAUGGCUGUAUUCGUCACCAAUGGCAGAGUUGGCAAACAAAAACAAAAUUUUGCCAAACAGUUCUGCUUUUCAACUAAAUUAUUCACAAAUGUGUACAUGAACCAAGAUAUCACUGUACAUGUGUCAGUGGGAAAAAGGAAGGGAAGGAGGGAAAAGAAAGAAAACUGUGGCUAUUUAGCUGAAGCAUGUUAUAUUGGGAUUUAAAGAGGUAAGUAAAUUAGGUGUAGGCCCUCCCUACACUAAUAUUAUUGAUGCCAAGAAAAUAAGAAAACAAAACAAACAGGAUACAUGAAAACAGGUAAGAUCUACUAGUCUCAAGAAACCUCUAGAAAAACCAACCCAGCUAGAACCUUGAUCUUGGACUUAGAAGCUCCAAAACCUUGAGAAAAUAAAUGUCCUAUGAACCAACUCUGUCUGCGGUGUUUUCUUAAGACAGCCCCAGCAAACCAGUACAAUAGCUUAGUCUUUAAACAACUAUAAGAUUUAGUUCAUCCUGAAAGUAGUUGGUUUGGAAUGACUUUCUCAGGAACCUUAUCAAGAAAGUGAGGAACUUUAAGACUAGUCUCUUCUAAGAAGAGAUUAAAGAUCUAAAAUGUCAAAUGUUUUAAAACAUGGUCUGUUUUAAGCCACAGACAUUUGUGUGGAUCACUUUGCAGCAAGCUUGCUCUCAUAGAAAAUGUAGUCUUCAUUCUCAGCUGUUGCAGGUUGGAGCUUGAGUAAUGAUCCAGAAAGGGAACAGCAGCUUUUUAAGAAAUGUUUCAUUUGCUCUUCAUUGCAGUGUCAAGCUUAAAGGCUUAGAGUAAGGAGGAUAGAGGGAGAGCUGGGGCCUCCGAAAUGAUCCUUUCUGCGAAGGGACACGCCUUGAUUAUUGGGCACAAAACUUGAGUCUCAAGUUUCUAUUCUGGUUCCUGCUCAUUCCACUGCUAUGGGAUGCCUGGGGUAACCAUGUGACCACAUCCAAAUCUAGGGUUCCAUGGGGCACCAAUGACUAGACCAUCCUGGCUAAUCAAAGUCGGCUACAAUCAAGUCUCACAGAUCUGAGUAGGUUAGAGCAUUUACUUUAGUGGAAUUAAUAUUUUAAGAAAUGCCAUUUGUUUGAAAACAAAAGAAUACUGUCAGUGCAAGAGGCAUGAAAGUAAUGCAUGUGGCUAUUCAUGAAGCAGCUGAUACUUUGGGUGCAAGAACAGAUUUACUGGGGACCAGUAAAACCCACCUGAAUUAGAAGGCUGCAGGAAGAGCCUUCCUGCUUCCUUCAAAUAAAAUUAUUUAUUUUGUUGUUGUAAAUGCUCCUGCGUGUUUUUAAAUCUGUUACUUUUAAAAUAUGUUUAAAAAAUUAAAGUGUUAACCAUAAUGUCCCAAACAACUG
This is a messenger RNA of Fukomys damarensis (Damara mole-rat), 3532 nucleotides long. It is a transcript of the gene Sco1, whose product is annotated as protein SCO1 homolog, mitochondrial. Gene Ontology annotation, biological process: mitochondrial respiratory chain complex IV assembly. The record is from RefSeq and is a predicted model, not a curated record. The transcript is spliced from 6 exons. Lineage: Eukaryota; Metazoa; Chordata; Mammalia; Rodentia; Bathyergidae. The coding region runs from base 24 to 932 and encodes 302 amino acids.